Molecule: messenger RNA, 1344 nt
Organism: Lentinula edodes (shiitake mushroom)
Lineage: Eukaryota; Fungi; Basidiomycota; Agaricomycetes; Agaricales; Omphalotaceae
Exons: 8
Coding region: 1-1344 (447 amino acids)
Source: RefSeq, a predicted model, not a curated record
AUGUCGUCGCUACCUGUGCAACCUGUGCGAACAUCAAUAGAGAGGCCCCAACUAGGGAAGAAAGAUCUGAUUCAAUUAGUUGAACGUCAAAUUACCAAGUGGCCUACUCAACAACCAUUCCAACGUUCGAAGGUUUUAGUCAAGGAUCUCAGAAGUAACCUCCUCAAUCCGAGUAACGGCUUCACUACUACUGUACCACUCACCAACAUACCGACUUUGCGCAAGCCUCGUCAUGCACAAGAUUCUUCUGCUCUCAAUAGUGUCGCAACUUCGUUCUGCACAUCUUCCUCGUCAGUGGGAUCCAACCAUCCUGACUCUAUGCAAGUAUCCCUAUCUUCGACUACUCCUAAUUCCAACGUCGGCCUGAAACAAAGCCAAAUUUCAUCAGACUCGUCUGCGCCAACACUCAUUCUCAAAUUACUCAUUAACGACACACGUUAUCACCAGGAAGGCAUCCGUCGUUCACAAGUCAUUACUGUGCCAUCUGUCAACCAAUCAGAACAUGCGCCGGAAUACGCUAUCAAGUUUAUUCAUCUUUUUCAAAACUUGCAAAAGACAAAUACGAUGCUCGAGGGUAUUGGCGAACUUACAUUCUGUGAUCCCGAUGAACCCGACUAUGGCCAAAUUCUAAUGAAAGGAGAAUUUCGUACUACAAUACCUGAUUCGGAGCUACUUAUUGUCACAAACUCGAAGACGCUAAAGCUGAACGUCACACCAUACCCAAGUUUGUCCAUCUCUUCAUUCGCCUCUGGCCCCUUGCAGAACGAGAGUUCGCUUACUUCCUCAAGCAACACUACUGCGACAACGGUUGUCAUUGGUUCCAGUCAGUACAUAAAUCAACUACUCAACGACCCAAAUUCCAAACCCCUUCGAAUUGCAGAAUCAGUUCACGCGAUCAAGAAAGGUCCCAAAUCGAAGAUGAUUAGUGAGCUGGUAAUUGAAGCAUCAAAACUCCCUGGACAUGCUACAUUCACUGCCAAUCGUCAUCGUGUCCUCUUGUAUAACCAAGUAGCGGCACACUGGGAAUUUGCUGCAUCAUUCUCUGCAACUCACUUUCAUAAGCAGUGUCCAAUUACGUAUAACAUCAAGUCGAAGAAAGCCAUAGCUAAAGCUCUCGGUAUUCAAUCGACAUCCCUUAGUGCCGCCGAGCAAGGUCAUGAACUGAUACAACUAUAUGGAGCAGGCGGAAGUCAUGAAUCAUCGGAAGUUGUGAAUGAGGUUGAAAGUGGUAAGACAGGCGCAAUGGCACUUAUGGAUUUUCUUCGCAAGUGGGAGGCUGAUCACCCAGUCACCGGUUCAAAGGCAGAAAAGAGACGUCUCAAGCUACGAAAGAUGGGAUUGUGA